AUGGCCCUGCGCUGCCCUCACUCUCGGCAGAUGACGUGGGGCGUCUUCUCUGGCUUCCUCGCCCGCUGUGCCAGCCACAGUCAGCAGAGACCAAUGGUGAAGACAGGCUGCCCAGCAGUGGCGAGGAGCUCAGACUGGUCUGGGCAGCAGCUCGUGCCUCAGCCUGCUGGCCCGCGACUCAGUGGAGAGACUGCAGCCUCCAUCCCCGGGCUCCUAGGGGGCUGUCCUGCCCUGGGGUCCCUGAGCUGCGUGCCCACUGGAAGACUCGCUCGUGGGUUCCAGGCCCUUGGAAGGACCAGCUCCCAGGCCUCCUGUGACCUUCCUCCUCCUCUCUCACUCGGAGGCUCUGCCCCGUUCUGCCACCAGCCUCCCGACGCCCCAGCCGCCCACCAUUUCCAGGGUCUCCGGUGA
Messenger RNA from Rangifer tarandus platyrhynchus (Svalbard reindeer), 411 nucleotides. The record is from the annotation of a GenBank genome assembly. NCBI's taxonomy places the organism in Eukaryota, Metazoa, Chordata, Mammalia, Artiodactyla, Cervidae.